Candidozyma duobushaemuli is the source of this 7551-nucleotide messenger RNA. RefSeq lists its product as uncharacterized. Gene Ontology annotation, molecular function: identical protein binding; transcription coregulator activity; pyridoxal phosphate binding. NCBI's taxonomy places the organism in Eukaryota, Fungi, Ascomycota, Pichiomycetes, Serinales, Metschnikowiaceae. Gene Ontology annotation, biological process: arginine metabolic process; regulation of transcription by RNA polymerase II. The transcript is spliced from 4 exons. The record is from RefSeq and is a predicted model, not a curated record. Gene Ontology annotation, cellular component: mitochondrial matrix; mediator complex. The coding region runs from base 1 to 7551 and encodes 2516 amino acids.
AUGCCCAGGCCCUCGGUGACGAUAUACCCUCUCGAUGACACAUUGAGCCAAAAAACAUUUCCAGAUUACUCUCCAUGGGAGGAAGAUCGUGAUCUGACAAAAAAGCUUGAAAAUCUGAAUUACUUGAAUAAGGGUUUUUUUGAAACACCCAAGGUCUCUAAUGAGUACUACUCAGCUCGCAACCUCGUGCAAGAGACGGUCUUCUCCUCAUCGAAGAACUGCAACAGUAUUCUUCGUGAGCUUUCCCAGCAUUUGACUAAGUCCUACAAAACAAGAGAUGAGGUGAUCAAUAAGAUAAGAGCAAGCUCAUUCAGCUUUAAGAUUCCACUGCGUGUGACACUAACGGCACUGAAAAAGGAAGCAUGGCUCAAAGAGUUGGCCAAUCCCGAUCAACCAUUGCAUAAAAUAUCGUCACGGAUACCGCAUGGCUUGCGAAAUAAAGUCCUCGUUGAUGCCAUGUGUAGUCGGCAAGUUCCUAUUUCUCGAGCUAUUUGGUUUACAAAAUGUUCUUUGUUCAGUGAGUUGGUUCUGGUGAAAAAGAAGGCGCUGGUGAGACAACACUCCCUGACACUGUCGAGUAGCUCAUUGACCACGAGAUCAAAUGAUGUUUUGGAAAGAAGGUGGUUGCAAGAGUGGACGCAACAGGUUGCAGACUAUGUCUUGAAAUUUUCCAAAGAGAUGAAAGCUGUGUCUUCCCAUGACCUCAAGAGCCGCUUCCAAGAGAGAAUGAAUUACUUGAUUCUGUAUGUUCUGGCAAUGUACAUUGAGGAGCUUCUCGACAAGACAUUUUUCCUAACUUUGAUCUUGAGGCUAAUAAAAGAAGAUCACUUCACUGGUACACUUGAUAUCCUGACACUAACAGAACUUCAAAGAAUCGACUUGAAGGAGGCGAGUGACACUGAUCAAAAGUAUCUUGACAUCUUGAGCAAGCAAUUGACCGAGUUCGGCCAACUCUUAAUCGCAUUAAUUUUCAUCAGAGUCUUUUGGAAGGAUGUAAUCGCCGAGAGCUUUCUACGCAAGUAUCUCAGUGAAUCGUUGCUCUUAAAUUAUCUUAUUGUGAGCAAGUUGCCAACCCUGAGUGAAAAGCCCACUGAUGCACGAAUUGAGGUACCGCAUGCAAUCAAGUCCGAGUGUUUGAGUCUCAUCUCUGAGAUGAUUAUCGAGUUGUUUCACAAAAGUACGAGCUCUUUCAUAAUUCCCUCUUCCUGGAUUGUGCUUGGAGAUGUUUUGCAUAAUAUCAUCAACAGCUCCAACUUGUACAAUGAUCCACCUAAAAGAGCUCUCCUUGAAAAAAGUUUGGCACUUUUGAAGUUUAGAAACGAAAGCUUGAUAGUGAAUUGCAGUGGUGACUCUACCUCACCUUUUGCGAGAGAGGGUGGUUCACCAGACGUUGUUCUACAUGAGCAAGCGCUCUCGCAUGCCUAUAUCCAUAGAUCCAACGAUGACGUGCUCAAGCUAAUCGAUCUAUUAGACCAUCAAAAACUUAGGGAGGCUUUUAGUUUGAUGUUCAGCCCCGGCGCUCAAAAUAAAGCAAGAUCAGCUCAACCUCAAAGCAUCAGGUUGAAAGCGAUGAUCUUUUGGUGCGUAUCCGCUUAUCGCGAUAUGGGUGUCUCCAGAGAGAAACUCAUCAGUGUCUGUAACGCGCUUAAGAUGCAUGGCACACAAGCUAUAGGCAAGUACUCAUUUAAGCUGAGAAUCAAGUUGGAGAAUGAAAUAUUGGAGAGUAUUUUUUGCUUGGCCGAACUUCCAUCCUCCGAAUUGUCACAUACCAACUUGUACGUUCUCGUCAAUGAGCUAUAUCAGCUUAAAAUCAUCACUAUAUCUGCAUAUUUGAGAAAGCUCAUAGCCAGUGGAAUUUUUUAUCUAUCCUCGAAGCCAAGCGAUGAGAAAAUGCUGGAUGACCUUGACCCUCAGAGUCGAUUCCACCUUCUGCUUCUCCAAAACCUUCCACUCCUUAACAAUCGCCAAUGCGAUCAUAUUUUGAAGAAGUGGGCAAAAGAGCAAAUUGACUUCAUUGGCCUAUUUGAACAAGCCACUCGAACUCUACGAGUAGGGGUUUUGGAUCAUAUUUUGAACAACACAAUAGGGAAGGCAGAUCUGGGCGUCUUCAAUAGUAUAAGUGAGCUUAAUGUUGGCCUCCAAUUCAUGGUGAUGAACUGGUUCACAUCUGAAUUCAAGACGUCUAUAUCAAAGGCAUCCAAGUUGGUUCACAUAACUCCUGAUGUCGUGGCAUUUGUUUACGAACUUUUCAUCAAGUCUAAUAACCUUACAGCAUUUUUCAAAUUGUUCAUCAAGUUCAUCUUGAAGAAUGAAAAUAAGGUGUUGAUAUUUUACAUGGACUCCCUUUAUUUGAUAAGUCGACUCAUUCUUGACCAUUCAAUUUUGCUUGAGUUCAUAGCCGGGAACUCUUCAGAGUCUCCGUCGGCAUCUUUGGACAUAUUUAAGCUCAUUGUGCAAGAUUAUAGAGAUUUGUUAUCUCGUGAAACCGAUGUCUUUCAAUUUGGGCCUUUGUGGGAACACAUCCGUCGUCAAUUACGAACUCCAGGUGUAAGACGGCGCCACUCCCCGAAUGAAUCUAGUGAAAUGAUUUCUCUUGGAAAAAGACCUGCCUCCACUUCACCUGAAUUCAAUGAGUCGAAAAGCAGCGAGUCGUCCUACGAAACUGAAUUUAUACUAGAAGAAGUUCAGUCGUUGGAAACCUUCGAAAAAAGGUCUCUUACCGCCGAUGAACUUGUGCUCAUUUUGCCAGGUUUCUUUGGAUUUCUUUACGACCGAGCUGCCAAUUGCACAGAUAAAGCUUUUGUUACGCUCUAUCGAAAGAGACAUGGGCAAAAGACUGAGUUCCAGAUCUUCAAGUUGAUCUCCAAUAUAAAGGCUAAAGAAACUUCCAAAGAAGACGACCUUGUUGUGGCUUUGAAGGAGUUGAUGGAAGAGAAUUUCGACAUCGAGAAAUUCUCACUUGUCACAAAAUUCAUCCUUGCGCUUGAAUUAAUGACUUGCACCACAUUGCUCUCUAUUAUCCAGAGCUUAUCAGCACCACCAGCUUAUGAAAAGAGAUUGAGAGAUGACUUAUUUGGAGAAGUUGCCUCGGUGAUAUUAUCACGAUCCGUGUCUAUUUUGUUUCAAUCCGUGAAACUCAAAUACAAGGAGAAUCACCCUGAGGCUUGCAUUGAGAUUGUUUUGUCUGCCAAUUCACCAUACGACAACACUAACCUAAAAUUUCGAAGUGAGCUUCUUCGCAUGAUUGUUCAACAUCCAAUCAAAACCGUUAGAUCAAUCACCAAACACUUCAACCAGCUGGAGAUGCUUGAUAUGAUGAGCAAAUUAUUAGGCGUAAGCUCAUCUGUUCUCGAGUCUGCAAAUAUCUCCUCCAUUGUCCCUAUUAUGAGCGAGUUUAAUUUACCGAUCAUGCAAGUCAUCAUUUCGAUUUUGGCGCAACAGAAUGACGAUGUUGAGGCCAUCUUGGAUCCGUUACUUAGCAGAGUGGACUUCUUUCUCAACGCAUCCUUCUUUGGAGAGCUUUUCAACUUGUGCGACUUGAGGUUCCGUGUUAUGGUGUUCAAGCAGAUGGAGAGUCUCUUUUUAAACAAUAGCUUGUCCAUGAUCACCUCGCCUGAUCUGGCCCCUGAAAAUCUCACGCCCAUUUUCAAGGACUUUUUUAGCAAGAUCAAUGACUCUUUCGUGGAUAAAAUCGAUUUGUCGGUCUCGGACUAUAAGGAUCUUUUAAGCUAUAUUUCCCAGUUCAUAUCAUGUGUGGAGGGGUUUGAUGGUAGCAAUGAAGUAGCGAGAAUGCUACUGGACAAUACUUCAAUCCUAUUGCGAAUCAUCAUCAUUCAAAGUGGAUCUUUGAUUGACCUCAUGAUGCAACUCGACUUGCAGCACUUUGAACUCAUUCAUCAGCUUGUGAGAUUGUUCAAUACAAAAUUUAUGAUGCACAACAACGAGAGGUUGAAGAUCCUUCUUUACGAUCUAUUGCAUCUUUUCAAGAAUUCUUUGACCCAACAGCUCACAAUUAGAGCGGAAGAAGACGAGAGCGUGCCCGCUGAAUCACCUUCAAUUCCUAAAAGCAUAGCUGAUCAGGGUGCAAGUGAUGAACCAUCAUCCAAUGAACGUGUGAAACGGCCUCCCAAAGAAUCGAUCUCUGCUAUUCUGACAAUCCUCGAUAUUCCUGAACCCACAAAUCACUCGAUUCAAAUGGAUGAAGGGGCUGAUGCCGAAUGUCUCAUAAUGUUGGACAGAGAUGAGCUUCUGCGGAGAAGCGAUAUCAAAUCCUUUAAUAACAACUCCCUCGUGCUAGCAUCUUCUCGUGAUUCCGGCGCGUUUGACAGUCCAUUUGGUGAAUUAAACCGUGACGAGAACACAAGCUGGCCGUUUACAAUACGAAGCGUUCAGCUCAUCGAGGAAACAGGAGGUGCUAUCAACGACGGCUGCAUCAAUCUAGCCCUUUUGAGAGCCUACACAACAAAAGAGAACGUUCCCAACAACUUCUCAACAGAAUCUCUUGACACGAGACCAUUGAAUACACCCAGCAACGCCCCGGACAUUAGCCUCAAUGAGCCGUCAAUAAAUAAUGAAGGUGAGGUUGUCUCCCACAAUUCCAGUGACUAUGAUCAAAAGCUUGAUGCUUAUAUCCGUCAAAGCACUCCAACUCCAUACCAAGAAGGUGCAACGAAUGCAGCGAAAUAUACUCCUAUGUCUCCUAUUCUGAAGCUGUUUAAUACCCGAAGCCCGUACAUGAAAGAACCUUCAAAAGCAGAGCGUCCUAAAUCUGCCUUCUUUCCGUCGUCUUUAAACGGCACAAACGACGAUGAUGGACAGUUCAGAUCCUACAGGUCACAGAAACGAAACUCCUUUCAGGGUCACUCAAUGGUCAGCCCAUAUCCCAGCUUCAUGUCCCCCUCGUCAGAGUCCAGGAAAGCUCGGUCUCGAUCAACUUCACCUGUACGUUCAAAGUCUUCUAGAGGCACUAGUCAAUCACCCGUGAGAGGGCCACAGGGACUCAGAGGCUCUUCGCCGGUGCGAGGCGGUCCUUUCAAUUUCAAACCUCAAGAUAUGCCGAUGAUGCAUUCCAACAGCUCGAACUCUUCGCUCGUUGUGAAACCUGCCCAUCGUAAGGGUCACAGAUACAAACACUCCUCGGUGUCUAUGAACUUGUUCCAAGAACCCGUUCCAAUUGCCGACACCGCACUUUCCCAGGACAUUAUACCCUCUUCAUACCCCAUUCCCAACUGGCGGGAAUCGUGGACUUCCGCAACUGUCUCACAGAAAUACAAGGUGGCAUUAGCCGCAGCUCAUUUCCUGACCUCUGUUAUCGUUUUUGUGGCAGGUACACUUUUGGGUGAAUCGGCAUUUUCAACCCUUGCUCAUCUUGUCUUUUACGACUCGCUAGGCUCAUUUGUCGUCGCAGCCGUUGAUGUAUUGUCCAACUUUGAUGUCUGGAAAAAGCCUUCUAUCUCAUAUCCUUUUGGAAUCGGCAGACUUGAAGUUCUACUCGGCUUCGGCUUGAGUACGUCACUCGUGAUGGUCGGAUGCGAUCUUGUGUCUCACUUUAUUGAAGAGAUGGUCGUCAACCUAGCUGUUUCUGGAGAUUCCGAACUUACGGAACAUGGCUCACAUCACAUACAUGAGUCUUCUGGCAAGUCCAGCUCUCCAGUUGCCUACGAAGCCGUGGUAGCGCUUGUUGUAAUAAUGACAUGGGUGACGUCUUCAUUCAUCUGCGACGGAAACAAGAUAUCUGAGAUUCUCACUGAUAAUACGAACCGUCAGGGAAAUAAAAAGUACGAUGGCUACUUGGACAAAUUGGCUGAUGAGUCGCCUCUGAUUAAGGAUAAAGCUUUCAAAUUGGUUUCAACUUUCCUCCACAAUCCCAUGCGCCUUAUCACGCUACUCUAUUCAUCAUUCCUCCUCAUCGUUCCAUUCCUACCCGAAAGCUUUGAAUCCUCUAUCAAGUUCGAUAUUGAUGAAGCUUCGACGUUGAUAGUGGCCUCUACAUUGUGCUAUGCUGGAUGGAAAUUGGUGACAACCUUGGGCGGAAUCCUUUUGAUUUCCUUUCCCUAUUCCGAAUACGACUACAAGGUCCUCAAAAGCUCUGUUACGGAACACGUUCAAGCCCUUGACAAUUUCAAGCCAGCUUACAGUUUGGAGCAUCUAUUCAUCACAAAAGUUAAUCAUCAGCUUUAUAUCGCCGGUGUGAAGAUUAUUAUGAAAGGAGCAAGCUCAGAUGAUGAGUCGAAGAUGAUUUUCGAGGUCAACCGAGUAUUUCAGAAUGCUCUCAAGACCUUUGAUAAAGAGAGCAAGGUAGAAAGCACUAUUGAUAUCGAUAGAUUCGUGGACGAUGUUUCAAAGCCAUACACGGUCACUACAUACGCUAGACCUAAUAUUGUCAUUGCCAGAGGUAAGGGCUCUUAUCUUUUCGAUUUAGAGAACAGACGCUAUGUUGACUUCACAGCCGGAAUUGCCGUUACAUGCUUAGGCCAUGGCAAUGAGGAAGUUACCAAAAUUAUCAAAACACAAGCACUGAAUUUGAUGCAUUGUUCCAAUUUGUAUUAUAAUAUCCCUGCUGGUGAGUUGGCAAACAAGCUUGUGGCCAGAACCAUAGAGUCUGAUGGUAUGCAAGACGCACAGAGAGUGUUCCUAUGUAACUCUGGCACUGAGGCCAAUGAAGCGGCACUUAAGUUUGCUAGAAAGUAUGCCAAAGGAAUCAAUGAACAGAAAACCGAGAUAAUUGCCUUUGAAAACGGAUUCCACGGCCGUACCAUGGGUGCCUUGUCUGUGACUGCAAAUCCCAAAUACCAGGCUCCAUUUGCACCAUUGAUCCCUGGCGUGCACAUCGCAGACCCAAGCUCCAUUGAAUCCGUUAAAAAAGUCAUCAGCAAAGACAAGACGGCCGCUGUGAUCAUCGAACCAGUUCAAGGUGAGGGUGGUGUGAAUGUAGUGCAACCAGAGUUCUUGAUAGAAUUGAAGCAAUUGUGUGAGCAGAACGAUGUUGUGCUUAUUUAUGACGAGAUUCAGUGUGGACUAGGCCGGACCUCGCUGUUAUGGGCCCACUGUGACUUGCCCUCGACAGCCCACCCUGACAUUGUCACCAUGGCAAAGGCAUUGGGAAACGGCUUCCCAAUUGGUGCCGUCAUGACCAACGAAAAGAUAGAAAAGGCAUUGUCUGUGGGUGACCACGGUACAACAUACGGAGGAAACCCCUUGGGUUCCGCCGUUGGCUUGCAUGUUGUGGAAACUGUCAGUGACAAGAAUUUCUUGAAGGAAGUGUCUGAGAAGAGUGCACUUUUCCAGAAAGGGCUCGCCGAAAUUGUGGAGAAGUUUCCAGAUCAUGUCGAGGGCGUCAAGGGAAAGGGAUUGUUGUUGGGUUUACAACUUACAUCUAAGCUCGACAGCGGACUUGUCGUAGAGAAGGCUCGUGAGUACGGCUUGUUAGUGAUCACUGCUGGCGGCAAUGUGAUCAGAAUUGUUCCUGCGUUGAACAUCCCCGUGCAGACUAUCGAAGAAGGCUUGAAGAUGUUAUCCACAGCUUUGAAAGAGGCCAUCGAAGCUAAAUAG